AUGAAAACACUUAUCGAAUUAAAGGAUGAUAAAUGGAUUCGAUGUUUAGGCCAGAGCUGUUUGGAGAAGUGUUUGCAAGAUAAUAAUCGUUUGAUUUCUAAAAUUUGUUUUUUGACUAUUAUUUUUGAAAACUUUAAAGAACUAUCAGAAAAUCAUCCUGCAUUUAUAGCAAGUGCUUUGUCUGUGAUAGGAUUUGUAGUUCCAUCUACUAAAGUAACUCCAAAUUCUAUUUCGUCUCAUCUUUCUAGUUAUGGAAAAUACCAUCAUUUAUCUAAGUCGUUUUAUGAUAGAUUAAUUUCUAAUUUUCGUGUUUGUUGGAUUAGUUUUCAAAAUAGUUUUGAAACCUUUCAAAAUAACCAUCCUACCAUUCGAAGUUUAAUUAUAAAACCAUUUAUCGAUUUUUAUUAUGUAGGCCAUAGUUCGACAAUACUUGCAAUUCCUCUACCAAACUUUGUUUCUUAUCCGAAAGCAUAUAAUUUUUGGGGAGAAUUAUUGUUACCCAAUUAUCCAAGUUAUUCCACUGAUCCUAAUGAUCCGUGGAAUUUGGUUGCAACUUACAAUACUAUAGAUCCUAAUGGUACAAUUGAAAAUAACUCUUCACUUAUUGAACCUCCUACUGCGACUACAAAUAUGUUUAUGUUUAUGAGCACAGCAAUUGCGGCUGUUUAUAUGAUGAUAACAGGUCAAUUUCAAAAUUAUUCUUUUUUACAAAACUUUUAUGAAUGCCAUACUAUUACACUUCGUGAACAUGUGAUGUUUACCCAAAAAGAUAAAUGGACAGGUUAUAAAAAACCUUAUAUUCCACCGAAUCUUAAUAAAAUUCUUCUACUUCCUGAAGAAGAACCCUCUCUUAAAGAAAUUAUGGAUAUUAUUGAAGAACUGAGAAAAAGAUCUAAAAAAUAA
Dentiscutata heterogama is the source of this 903-nucleotide messenger RNA. The record is from the annotation of a GenBank genome assembly. Lineage: Eukaryota; Fungi; Glomeromycota; Glomeromycetes; Diversisporales; Gigasporaceae.